Paramecium pentaurelia is the source of this 225-nucleotide messenger RNA. The record is from the annotation of a GenBank genome assembly. NCBI's taxonomy places the organism in Eukaryota, Ciliophora, Oligohymenophorea, Peniculida, Parameciidae.
AAUGAAAGCUUUCCUUUUAGUAUGCCUCAUUGCCACAUCAAUAAUGGCUAAUGAAAUUGACACUCCUUAAGAAUAAGAAUUAAAUGCAUAACCAGAUUCUCCUAGUUUCCUUCAGCUUUAGGCUUGUGCUGUUUGUUGUAAUGGAGUAUGCUGUGCUACCUCUGGUAAUUGUGUCAAAGGAAAAUGUAAUAAUAUCAUAUCUCCGUAUUGUACUCAAGGAUGAUU